This is a messenger RNA of Dicrocoelium dendriticum, 879 nucleotides long. The record is from the annotation of a GenBank genome assembly. NCBI's taxonomy places the organism in Eukaryota, Metazoa, Platyhelminthes, Trematoda, Plagiorchiida, Dicrocoeliidae.
AUGUGGGUGGAUAUAUUUCCGUUGAAACUUGGAGAGCCUGGCCCAUCUGUGGAUAUCACACCACGCCGACCAAACGAAUACGAGUUACGUGUGAUUGUCUGGAACACGGUAGAGGUGAUCUUGCAAGAAACUUCGAUUACCGGAGAAAAGAUGUCAGAUAUCUACGUAAAGGGUUGGUUAUCCGGUGUGGAGGAACGUCAAUGCACCGACGUCCACUACCGCUCUUUGGACGGUGAAGGCAAUUUUAACUGGCGUUUCGUCUUCCCGUUCCACUAUCUACCGGCGGAGAAUUUUGUUGUGGUCCGACGUAAACAGCACUUCUGGUCACUGGAUCAAACGGAGCAGCGAGUGCGACCCAAAUUAAUUCUCCAAGCCUGGGACAAUGAUCUAUUUUCUGCGGACGACUUUUUAGGAGCGUUAGAGUUGAACUUGGCCUGCAUGCCAUCACCCGCAAAGACGGCAAGGAAAUGUAGUCUGGAAAUGCUUCACACUGCCAGGCCAAUGAGGAUGCUGAAUCUGUUCGACUGUCGCAGAGCGAGAGGUUACUGGCCAUUCAUGGAUGAAGAAAACGGACAGCAAUCACUGACUGGAAAAAUUGAAAUGGAACUGGAAAUGCUAACUAAAGCUGAAGCGCUCGCCAAACCUACAGGAAUCGCCCGCGACGAACCCAAUGAACAUCCUCACCUUGAUCCUCCAAAGAGGCCUGAAACGUCAUUUUUCUGGUUACUAUCUCCUUGGAAAACGUUCAAGUAUAUUAUAUGGCGACGGUUCCGAUGGAUCCUCCUGACGAUCCUGAUCUGUGUGCUGCUGGGACUUCUGGUAGUUCUAUUCAUCUACGCCAUGCCGGGUCUACUCGCAAGAAAAAUUAUCCGCGUUUGA